AUGGCGACCCGGCUCACGACGAUAGAUUUAAUCAACAAGGUCGAUGGGUUUCCGGAUCCAGAGAGAGACCCUCAACGGUACUCGGAAGAAAUCAAGAGGCUCUACACCCUCAUAUGGAAGGACGAUGAAGGGUUCUUCCCCAUCGGCUACGUGCCUCUCUCGGUCCUCGAGGCGCUUGAGAACACCCCAGCGGAUAUCAGGGGCCCAAUGGACGUCGACCAUGAGGCGAGAAUGAUUUGUCUAUUCCAGGAGCCGGUCACCGAAGAAGAGCGCACGGAGCUCGUUGGACGUCUGACCGCAUACUGGCGCCAGAACGAGACGUUCCGCAUCCUCAAGGGCUGGCGCAACGAGCUGUGGCCUGUUUACGGACGCAACGGCGACCUGCUUUUCAGCAUCGAGCGGGUGGCCAUGGGGCUCUUCGGUAAUGCACGCUUUGGCGUGCACAUGGUGGCUUUCCUCCGUCGCAACGAGGGUAACAGCCGCUACGACUUAAGGAUCUGGGUCCCGAAGCGAGCCGCCAACAAGUCGACAUAUCCGGGCAUGUUGGACAACACGGUUGCAGGCGGGCUCAUGACCAACGAGGACCCUUUUGAAUGCAUCAUUCGCGAGGCCGACGAGGAGGCAUCGCUGCCAGAGGACUUCAUGCGCAAGAACGCCAAGGAAACUGGCACCAUCACGUACAUCUACAUCACGGACGAGCGGGCUGGUGGGGAACAUGGCUGGAUUUACCCCGAAUGCCAAUGGGUCUACGACCUCGAGCUACCGGCAGACGGGAGUGUCACUCCCUGUCCAAAGGAUGGUGAGGUGGAGAGUUUCAGCCUGCACACAGUGGAGGAAAUCCAGGAACAGAUGGCCCAGGGACUGUGGAAGCCGAACUGCGCCCUGAUCAUGCUCGAUUUUUUCACCCGGCACGGGAUAUUGACGCCCGAGAACGAGCCGCACUAUGAUGAGCUCCAAGCCAGGGCGCAUCGCUUUAUCCCCUUCCCCGGCCCGCAUUGGCCGAACUGGCAGCACGCUUCGCCGCCAGAAAGGAAGGCCUAA
This is a messenger RNA of Parathielavia appendiculata, 1041 nucleotides long. RefSeq lists its product as uncharacterized. Lineage: Eukaryota; Fungi; Ascomycota; Sordariomycetes; Sordariales; Chaetomiaceae. Bases 1 to 1041 code for a protein of 346 amino acids. The transcript has 2 exons. Gene Ontology annotation, molecular function: 8-oxo-dGDP phosphatase activity. The record is from RefSeq and is a predicted model, not a curated record.